Messenger RNA from Trichechus manatus latirostris (Florida manatee), 594 nucleotides. RefSeq names its product SEC61 translocon subunit beta (gene SEC61B). Gene Ontology annotation, cellular component: Sec61 translocon complex; membrane. The transcript is spliced from 4 exons. Lineage: Eukaryota; Metazoa; Chordata; Mammalia; Sirenia; Trichechidae. Gene Ontology annotation, biological process: SRP-dependent cotranslational protein targeting to membrane, translocation; post-translational protein targeting to membrane, translocation. Bases 104 to 394 code for a protein of 96 amino acids. The record is from RefSeq and is a predicted model, not a curated record. Gene Ontology annotation, molecular function: guanyl-nucleotide exchange factor activity.
CUGGGGGCGGGGUCUGAGCCAAUCUCUCCAGCCGCUGGUCCUUUGAGGGCUACUCAGCUUCCGCCAGUUGGCUUUAGCUUUCUGCAACUCUCUGCCUUCCAACAUGCCUGGUCCGACCCCCAGUGGCACAAACGUGGGCUCCUCAGGGCGCUCUCCCAGCAAAGCAGUGGCCGCCCGGGCAGCGGGAUCCACCGUCCGGCAGAGGAAAAAUGCCAGUUGUGGAACAAGGAGUGCAGGCCGCACGACCUCAGCGGGCACUGGGGGGAUGUGGCGAUUCUACACAGAAGAUUCACCUGGGCUCAAAGUUGGCCCUGUUCCAGUAUUGGUUAUGAGUCUUCUGUUCAUCGCUUCUGUAUUUAUGUUGCACAUUUGGGGCAAGUACACUCGUUCAUAGAUUCGGCUACAUCCAUCUGUCUUUCAUCCGAAGAAGAAGGAAAAAACCCAACAUAUCUUGGACCAAAAGCAUAGUGAUUUUUUGUUCAUGAGACAGAAAUAUUCUGUAAGCUUACUGUUUUACAGGGAAAUUAAUGAGAAUUGAUUUUGAGGAAUCAAUUUUUUUUCCUUUGGCUAAUAAACUUUUUAAUUAUUUUAUAC